Molecule: messenger RNA, 1300 nt
Organism: Athene cunicularia (burrowing owl)
Lineage: Eukaryota; Metazoa; Chordata; Aves; Strigiformes; Strigidae
Gene: GRPR
Product: gastrin releasing peptide receptor
Exons: 3
Coding region: 59-1222 (387 amino acids)
Biological process (GO): G protein-coupled receptor signaling pathway
Cellular component (GO): membrane
Molecular function (GO): G protein-coupled peptide receptor activity
Source: RefSeq, a predicted model, not a curated record
AUUUAUUUUGGGAUUUUCGAAGAAGAAAGUUGUCUUCUGAGAAGAGCGAAGUAGGACAAUGGCAUCUGGAGAGUGCCUUCUGCUAGACUUAGAAACAGAUAACUUCAUUCUCUACAACAUCUCUGUCAACCAGAGUGCAAACCUUUCCCUCCUCAGCGACAACUGGUUCUACCCAGCGUUCCUCUAUGCCAUCCCCACAAUCUAUGGGAUCAUCAUUUUGAUAGGCCUUAUUGGCAAUAUCACUCUAAUUAAGAUCUUCUGUACUGUGAAGUCCAUGAGAAAUGUCCCUAAUUUGUUCAUCUCCAGUUUGGCUCUGGGAGAUCUGCUGCUUUUGGUGACUUGUGUGCCCGUGGAUGCCAGCAGGUACCUUGCUGACGAGUGGCUGUUCGGCAGAACUGGAUGCAAACUUAUCCCCUUCAUACAGCUCACCUCUGUAGGGGUGUCAGUCUUUACUCUCACUGCUCUCUCAGCUGACAGGUAUAAAGCUAUAGUAAGGCCGAUGGAGAUCCAAGCAUCCCAUGCACUGAUGAAGAUUUGUGUGAGAGCUGCUAUAAUCUGGAUCGUAUCAAUGUUGCUUGCUAUCCCUGAAGCAGUGUUUUCGGAUCUGCACCCUUUCCAUGACAAAGGGACUAAUAAAACCUUCAUCAGCUGUGCCCCUUACCCACAUUCAGAUGGGCUGCAUCCCAAAAUUCACUCCAUGGCAUCAUUUCUCAUCUUUUAUAUCAUUCCCCUAUCUGUCAUUUCAGUAUAUUAUUAUUUCAUUGCUAAGAAUUUGAUCCGGAGUGCUUACAACAUCCCUGUGGAAGGAAACAUGCAUGUGAGGAAACAGAUUGAAUCCCGUAAACGCCUGGCCAGGACAGUACUGGUCUUUGUGUGCCUCUUUGCCUUCUGCUGGCUUCCCACUCACAUUAUCUAUUUAUACCGGUCCUACCACUACUCAGAGGUGGACACCUCAGUGCUGCAUUUCAUUUCGAGCCUCUGCGCUCGGAUCCUGGCAUUCACUAACUCUUGUGUCAACCCAUUUGCUCUCUACUUGCUCAGCAAGAGCUUUCGGAAACAGUUCAACAACCAGCUGUUCUGCUGCAGAGCUCGCCUCCUCAUCCGGUCCCAGAGCAUGGCCAGGAGCACCACACGAAUGACCUCCCUCAAGAGCACCAACCAUUCCCUGGCCACCUUCAGCCUUAUCAACGGCAACCACAUCUGUCACGAAGGCUAUGUCUAGAGGGCACAGUCAGGGACUGCCACAUCAUGUACUUAGCACGGCUCUUUGGUUUUGCUCCAUGGGGAUGGUGAGUAGCAC